Messenger RNA from Haliotis rufescens (red abalone), 11713 nucleotides. RefSeq names its product putative nuclease HARBI1. The transcript has 4 exons. NCBI's taxonomy places the organism in Eukaryota, Metazoa, Mollusca, Gastropoda, Lepetellida, Haliotidae. Bases 1019 to 2017 code for a protein of 332 amino acids. The record is from RefSeq and is a predicted model, not a curated record.
CUUAUGCACACUCGAUGACCCCUGACGUCACAAGGCAUUGUUUCGCCGGUGUGACUGGCAACAAAAUACUACAAAUUACGUCAUAGGGUAUGAUCACGUGUUUGAAAAGUUUGUGGCACUGUAUUCUAAACGUAGGCCCAAAAUCUUUGGUGAUUACUAUAGAAGUUUAUUAGACUAUUGUAGGAUAAUCCGAUGCUGUUGCUAAGCCACUUGAACAAAAACACAAUAACGUUUCUCGUGUCUAUUUUCAUUGUACGACACGACUUUUGAGAUAAUACUUUCCUUCAAACAAGUGUUUGAUAUGAACCAAACAUAUAUGUUUAGUGAACUUACAUCAAGGCAAUUCUUACACAUUUAUGUCACUAAAAUCUGAUUCAAUAAUCUUUGUUUAUAAUUUUAGUUAUUGAAAGCAUCAAACAUUAGAAAAGAAUACCAUUACAAAUACAACUGUAAUUAAAUCCUUAUUUUAAAUAGUGGUAAGGGGAAUGGUCUUAACAACAGACCAUCGCUCUAGACUGGUUCCCGUUCGUUCCUGCGACAGACUGGAACGACCGGUAUUGGGCAAAACAACCUUCACCUUGACGUUACGGUAAACUGGUUUAGCGCCUUUGCUGGUUAUAUAGACAGUAACAUAGUCAAGACAAGAUGGCGACUAAUGUGUCGUCUGUCAACAGUAACAUAGAAAUUGCAAAUAUUUUGGAUCGGGCGAACAGGUAUAGAACGGACUAAUGCAAGUAUUUGGGAGGAGGCGCUUUACAUAUUGUCUUGCAUAAUUAUAUAGAUAUGCUACUGCACCUGCGACAGUGAGUUGCAUGACAAUAUAUAUUUAUACACCAAAGUGACCGUGACCCGGUUGUAUCAAACUUUAAUGAUGCAUUAACGUGUCAUUAAACCUUCAUUAACUAAUGCAUCAGUAAAUCCAGUUGUACUAACGUUUUAAUGACGUCGUGGUGUCAUUAGCGCGUCAUUAACUUAAUGAAGGUUCUGGGGCAUCAUUAGCGUGUCAUUAAAAACAAACAUGGCCGCGAACAUAUUGUUUGAACGCUUAGGACGCACAAGGAAAGACCGUGUUUUCAGAAAACGAACUCAACACCUCGAAUCCAUGAGCGAUGAAGAAGUAAGGGCACGCUACCGUUUUGGGAAGGCAAGCAUCGGAUAUAUCUGCGAUCUUGCAAGAUCGCACGCACUUAGUGUUGAACUACAGGUUCUGGUAGCCCUACGUUUCUUUGCAAGUGGAAGUUUCCUGCAAAUCACUGGCGACACAAUAGGGAUAGACAAAUCAACAGCCUCACGAGUUGUGAGGAAAGUUUCCCUUGCCAUUGCGUCUCUUGUGCCCAAGUUUAUUACCUGGCCGUCCGAGAGGGAUAUAGGCGACAUUAGAAAGGAAUUCUACAAUAUAUCUCGAUUUCCUGGAGUCAUCGGAUGUAUCGAUGGGACACAUGUACGGAUACAGGCACCAUCAGACAGCGAACCUGCCUUUGUCAAUAGGAAAGGCUACCAUUCGAUCAACGUUCAAGCAGUGUGUGACAGCCAAGGUAAAUUUACUAACUUAGUGGCGAGAUGGCCAGGCAGUAUGCAUGACAGCCACGUGUUCAAGAUGAGUAACGUGCGGCAACACCUGGAAACACACCAUACGACUCUACAAGACGGCGUUGUUCUCGGUGACAGUGGAUACGCAUGUCGUCCGUAUUUGAUGACUCCGUAUCUAAAGCCAUCUAGCCCCGAGCAAGAGCGAUUCAACUCUUCCCAUAAAAGAACAAGGUCAACCAUAGAAAGAGCAUUUGGGUGGCUCAAACGGCGUUUCCAUGUUCUGCACGGUGAAAUCAGGAUGAGCCCAGAGAGAGUUUGCACCAUCAUUGGUGCUUGUGCUGUGUUGCAUAAUCUGGCGAUAAUUCUUCGUGAACCCAUGCUGGAUGUUGAUGGAGAGGACGACAGUAACAUUGAAGGGCAAUAUACAGGUCCCGAAGAUGGACGGGGCAUCCGUGAUUAUAUCACAAGGCACUAUUUCACUAACUGAAAUGAUCAAACUGUCUCUGCUUUAAUAUAACUGACGUAGCUUGUGUUUCGGGCCGUUUUGCCUUGUAUGGGCGUGGUCCCGUUUGCUACGUCACAAUGGCCAAGAUAGUGGGGGAAUUAACUUGGUAGAGCUGAUUACUCGGCUAUCACCUUUAAAACAGAGAGAAGGCUGCUGAGUCCCUUGAAGUCUUUAUUCGUGGCAGAGUCAAAUUUAAUAUAUAGAGAGAGAUAUUUAAACAAUAUUACAUUACAAGAUAGAUGUAGUCAAUGACUUGUUACAUUAAAUUUAUAAUUGACAACCAUACAUGAAUUGAUAGCGACUGGUUUAAACUUUCUUAACAGGACUGUUCUAAUAAAUAAGGUACAAAAACGAAUUGUGAAUAAUAAGCGACUGGGAGGUAUUUCAUGUUAUACUAGCUACAACAUUUCAUACAGGAACUGUUAACAUUUACAUUUACGGAAUUCUAGCGUUACUCGUGUAUUUACAUACAAAUGUAUUUAACAUAUUGUAUAAUUUCAAUGCCGUAAAUGCUUAACCAAAUGAUAGACUUAGCAUGGCCAAUAUUCGUAUGAGACGGUAUUUACGUGAGAUUACCCGUGGGUAUUUACCACAAUGUACUCUUUCUCAUGCUAUGUAAUGUACGGCUUUAUCUAUCACUUGGCAUAUCAACAGUUAUUGUACAAGUGAACUAAUCUACUGACAUCUAUAUAAACACACACAUACAAUUUAACAUUCAAGUUUCUUUGCGGUAUAACGAAUGACAUAUAACUUAUUCUUAAAUAUUACAAACCAUGGUAAAUAUAAAGUUGCUUGCACAUGAUAUAAUAUAAGUUAAAGGCAAGGAGAAUUGAACAAGAAAAUAAUGUUAUCUUACCUUUAAAACUGAGAGAAGGCUGCUGAGUCCCUUGAAGUCUUUAUUCGUGGCAGAGUGAAGUGUCUGCCACUGGACUCCGUAUAAAUAGGGACUCAGGCCUUCUGUAGAAUGCAUUAGUUACCUAAUAUUGAAACUAUGAUCUAAAUCUGCUACAUGCGUGGCGUAUUAAUUACAAUUAUCCGAGAGUUACGGAGCGCACUGACCGCGUAAUAUCCUUUAUAUUCCACCUAUCUGAUACUAAAAUGACGAUGCGUCCGGCCAAACACAGCAUGUUAUAGCCUGGGGCAUAACCCUAGCCUGGCCACCUGGCUGAGUUACAUAAUCCAGAGUCACUGGUUUGUGACGGUUAGUUACGUGCAUGGCAACUGACUAACAUUAUCUACAGAAAUAUAUUUAGGUUUAGCUAGCUGUAAGAUAAAAUAUUGAGAGAAUUACAAAACAUAUUGAAAUAUGACCACUAUAAUUAUGGGUUAAUUAUAAUGAUUUUAGGACUAUGACAUAACUAUACAGAAGAAUGCAGAGAUACCAUCUGUUGUCACUGAAGAAAAAAGUUGACAGUGUUCGCAGUAUGUAUUUGCCAAUGCGUGCAAAUAUAAAUCUUACAAAUAUUUAACCAAAAUCUUUUGCGUGCACUUUUGUCUUUUCCUGUUGAAUCAAAGGGAUAUAGUUUCCCAGCUUUGUUUAACUAAAAUUUAGAUUACUGCGUAAAUAUUGUCCAGUGUACACAGUGCACAUUUCCCUUCAGAAAAAAUACAGCUAAACGCUACACGGAUACAAUGAGUUUGAAUUUGUUGCACAACGCCAAGACUUCACGGUGAGCAUGUAAGGUUCUUUGUGUAUCUUUAGCAAUGAGUCUAUCACAUUAAUUUUAUUGAAUAUGGUUUACAUAAAUUUCGUCGAAAUCAUGUAUUAACUGAUCGGCUUAUCUCAUCAACUCAUCGUUAUUGACAGCUACAUACGUAAAGAGCACCCAGCAAUCUACCGAAGUGAUACUGUUUGGUUACUUGUAUGUAGUAUAAAGUAGAAGAUGGAUAACAAUUUAUUAGAAGUGUUAGUUAUCUCCCGUUCGUUCAACUGAAGCUAUACAAUAUACAACACAACACAGUAUAGCACACUAUCAAACUAAUUGUAUUUUUUAAUGAACUCUUAGUAACAUUUCAAAGAUGAGGAUGUCGUUUUCAUUCAUGGUGCAUCAAGCUAUCCAACUCCAAUCGGAGCUUCUUGUUCAUGAGUUCAAAGUAAAUGGUUUGUUGAAUGACUUUCUUUUUCUGCUCAAGCAAAACCUCAUACUGCAGUCUGGUGAUGUCAUCCUGUUUGAUCUUUCUCUUGGUGACACGAUUUGAUUUCCCCCCAGUCUGGACCAAAGGCCUGAAAAAAUACAUUGUUUUUGGAUCAUGCGAGUCUCCGUGUGUAUAUACAGUGAAUGUUACGCUAUAUACGCGUGUGUUAAAGGCCAAAAUUAGUAUGAGUGUUUCAAUCUAAGGGAUGGGCGAGUAGAGAAAAGGACUUGGUACUACAUGUUUGUUAGCAUUGCUGCAAGAAGUAAGAUUCCAGUAUUAAUUAACAGGACAUAGUCUUCGAUGGUACUAAUGUCGUCAUGUAAUGCAGAUGCGUCGACAGACAGUUCUCCUUCUGGGUAGAUCUGUGUGCUGGAACAACUGGGCACAGACGCUUCCUGAGUAGGGACAUCGCAAACAUUUUCUUCUAAAGCCUGUGCUAACAGGUGUAAAGUCGAGGGAGAGCCAAUUACAUCGGCGACUUCCGUACCUGCACACACAAAGUUUUUUGCACACUUAUUGAACAUCAGUUAAUAAUAUAAUUAAUAUUUUUACACUGUUAAAACGGGAGAGGCACGGCACAAGGGUUAUUAUCAUUUGUUUUAUUACCAAAGGAAAUGAUACAUUAGAAUUGUAUGAUAUAUUUGUGUGAUGACACGGCCUAUUUUAUGUCUGCAGCCACCUUCAGAAAAAUGACUGCUAUAAUGUGACAUAUUUUUUCAACCAAUUUUCGUUGUCAUAAGAAAAUUCUCUCAUGAAAAGUAUAAAUGCUUCACAUAAAAUUUGCAUUUAGAGACGAAGAAUGUCAAGAUUUGAACUUAACAUCGAAAGACACAACAUGAACUUCUUGGUUUGGAAUAGGGGUAAUGAGAGUUGCCCCCCCUUUCUCUUUCCACAAUGGCUGCCUGUCGGAGAACGGAUGAGAAAUACCAUUACAAAUGUAAAUAUGCACUGUGUAUUUUAUCACACGCGGCAAUUUAAUUGAAAGUGUUGUCAAAAAGGUUGGUUAAAUGUUCUUUUUUCAUUUAUUUUGAUUAAUGAUCAUCAAAUCAUGUGCAAUACCCGAUUCCCCAUAGCCUUGUUCAACGUGUAUGAACAGCUGAUUAGGCUACUUGUUCGUUGUAUCAUGUAAAGUACUUUUUUAACACUUACAACAGUUUGUGUAUCGAUAUUUUAUUGAAUGCAGGCGACAUACCCAUUUGCAUCACUAGAUCGUCCGAUUCGAUGCCCGUGAGUCCAGUGAAACUGGGACAUUCCUUGUAAAUGUCCACUAUCUUUUCACUCGUCGUGGAAAGUGUGGCAAUACAGGGCCCUCCCGCGGUCUUCCUCAUGUCCAGCUGUCUGUUACUGAAUUCCCUUUUGGCCGUCUGGUGCAUGUUCGUCCAUUUUGUUUCUAUUUCUUUUGUUGUACGCUGACAAACACCGAGAGCGUUAACUUUGGAAGUUAUCUCUGCCCAAAUAGCCUUCUUUCUUUCGUGGGUGACGGUGCUACACAACUUACUGUUAAGUAUGGAGAUGUGUUUCUCCACCAACUCGGCAAUAAGCUGAAUUUCGGAGCUGUCGAAAAUCUUGUUUCUAUUCCUAGAUUUAGGUGGAUACGAUGCCAUUUUGACAGACGACCGGAAGUAACGCGUACGUGUUUACGUCAAGGAAUUGUGGGAAAUAUUUAGGGGAAACACCGAAUUUAAUGACAGGUUAAUGAAGACACUUACAUUAAGGCAUCAUUAGAUAAUGAUAUGCUAAUAAACGUUUGAUACAACCGAUUUUAAUGAUGCCAUUAACUAAUGGUGCAUUAAGCAUUUAAUGUAUCAUUAGGGUUUAAUGUAGCCAUUAGUUAAUGAGGCUUUGAUACAACCGUGUCCGUAUCGCUAGCUCCCCGUUGGGCUUCGAUGAGAGCACGUGGAGCCGUACAACCAAUGUAAACAAAGGAUAACUACGCAAAAACAAGUAGAUUUUCACGUAUGAGGUUACUUUCUUAAUGAACCGUAACCAUGCUUUGACAAUUGUUUAUGAGAAUGUGCAGACUUGUCAAACAUGAAACUGAUGAAAAGCAUAUGCAAUAUCUUGAAUAGACUGUGAAAGAUGUGACGAAUCGUCACAUGGCGCUGGCCUGUGGCAGAGGUACAUGUACUAUGCUGGUUGGCUACCGGCCGCUGUGUCUACUUACUUACUUUGGAGAUUUAACGUGCGCUUUCCGACUGAUGCGUAUUUCGCACACGGGAUGCUGUGUCUAAUGAGAGCCGAGUCUUUUAUAAGCGCCGGGUCUCUCUCUAAUAAGCAAUUUGAAUAGUGUUUGUGUCCGUUUUAAUUAGAUGCUGUUUCACAAAGCCGUCAUAAUGCUACGACAACAUGAUAAACUAUGUCAGUGGGCCAAUGAAUUCGGCUUACAAUUACCAAACUUGUUAUUAACUGUGCACUUUUAAAAAAAGAACAAGUUCGAUUUUAGCAUUUGUAAACCAGACCCAUUGACCCAAUAUAUAAUAAUACGUCCUUAUUACAUUGGAGGGUGUCUGUAGUUGUCACAGAAACAUAAAAAAAGGAGGGGGAGUAUAUUUUUCCUGUGCACACCAAGUAAAAUCAUAUCUCAUCAUACAGUUUACACGAAAAGUGAGUAGCAAUUUGCGAAACUGCUUGUAAUCUUGUAACCCACGCCUGUGUACGACUCGCUAUUACCCUCACUAUAAGACGCCUAGCAUUAAUUUCAGGGGUGUUAGCUGGAAACCUCGCCUCUGUGCGUUAUAACAAAAUCAAGUUGGAAACAUGAUAUUCGGUGGGAGAAUACAGUGUUAUGCACGAGAAUUAAAGUCGGAGAGAGGAUGUCUUCCAAAGUAUGUGUCAAUUAUGCUUCAUUCAGAGUAUUUGUAAAUACAGGAGAAACCAAUGAACGACUAUUUCACGAGUUGAAAUUCGAGCAUUUUACUUCAAACACUGCCCGAAUGCAUAUGACCCUUGACCUACUUACAGCAUAAGAGUAUAUUCGUGUUAAUUUGCAGUUAUAAGAAUAAUUUUCAUAAAUUGUGUUUAUGUCUAAUAUCUUCCAAAAAGUAUUCAGAAGUCAGGAGAUCAUCUCAGCAACGUGUACAUGAUUUUCAUAUGCAUCUUUCCGUAGUUUAGUUAUCGAAUAGCACUUGAUUAACAUCCGUACAUACUAUUUGGGAUUUAAUAAAUACAUCUAUUUCGAUUUUGAAGGAAAAAACUAAUGCGAGUUCGUCUGCGAGUCGGAAAAUUUAAAAAAUCAAUCUUAAGCGUUAUACAUUGUAUUUUACCAAAUCAAAAUUUCUUAAGUUUAUUGAUACCAAUUAUUGUAUAUGGUAUCUAUUAUUUCCCCAUGUCACAUCACAGUGUUCAUCACCUUUAACUCGCAACCUCUUGCAGCGAAUAUCACAAGCUUUAUUGACUGUUUUGUAUCAGGUUUUGGUAUAUGUUAAAAUAAAUAAAAAUGACAAUACACUCAUAUCAAGAAUAUUUAUUCGUUGCAUGUAUACAAACGUGAUUAAACAAUAAUAUUUAACACAAAACAGUUUUACAAAGAUUCCAAUUUUCUAAAGUCUCAAGGCACGCAAGAUUCUCAUUUAAAUAUAGUUCCAAAAGUUUAACCCCUUGAGUGGCAAGCUGGACAAUUGUUCGUUUUAACAAUCAAAUUUCUGCCUAAAAAGGCUAUUGAAAACCUAUCCUGUGACAAUUUGUUGAAAAUAGCUCUUUUUUUGUAAGUUCUGACGUCAGAGCACCUCGAAUGAGGUGGGAUACUUAUUCAAUACCAAGGAUCUAUGAUGUGAAUCUGUACGGAGUAGCGGUCGGGUAGCGUAGUGGUUAAAGCGUUCGCUCGUCACGCCGAAGACCCAGGUUCGAUUCCCGACAUGGGUACAAUGUGUGAAGCCCAUUUGUGGUGUCCCCCGCCGUGAUAUUGCUGGAAUAUUGCUAAAAGCGGCUUAAAGCCAUACUCACUCACUCACUCACUCACUCACUCACUGUAGGUUCACGUUUCUCGUUGAAUUGAAGUGUUAACAGUGCGGUUUUACGACAGACAAGUUCGUGUUAGUAAAUGUAUGACACUAAAAAAACACAAGCAAACUGUCAUGUGAUCGGCUUGCAGAGAUAAUUGCUUUCCAGAGGCAUAUUGACCAUAUGUAUGACAUCAUAGAAAUAUGAAUUAAAACAACAACAAAAUAUAAACUAUAAUAAGGCUUUUAUUAACAGCACAGGGUGUAUGUCUUUACAAGUGUAGAGUUCGAGUGAUUUCAACGAUUUUCAAAAUAAUUAAUAACCUUGACGGUUGAAUGAUUUUAGAAAAGUUUAAAGCGUUUAUUCUCAACAUGAAAUACACCACUCGGAUGCACCUGAUGGAGACGACCAACUUUGUGACAUUUAUAGAUGGAGGUCCAAACUUGACCGGUCUCCUGAUGUAUACGACCAGGCGUUUCUUUGACGCCAGGAAGCUGUCAUUUAGAGAAAUCUGUUUUGACGUAAUGACAGGUCGUGUUUUCAAUACAUGGAUAAGUCCAAAACUUCUUCCUUUGCCUCGACUUGGUGACCGAUUCUUCCGUGUCAUUGUUGCGUGUAACACAAAAUCUCGACUGAAGGGUUGUAACAUGAGAACAAGGUUUUUUAUUCUUGCUCGCUCUGCUCGUCAUCACCAUCAUCGGCAGCUGAGAUAGAUUCAGUGUCACUUUCUGCUUCGGGUAUGUCUACACGAGUCAGAAUGUCUUUCAUCACAGUUUUCGUGAAACGAGCGAUCUUGUUUUUGAUAAUAGAUUGAUCAGUUCCAGGAUCCAUAUCGCUCAGGCUGUCUAGGAUGGGUUGAAAUAGAGGCGCCUGUCUAAAAUAUUGGGCGAACUCUAUGACACUAUUGAGGCUGUCGUUCAAUUCACUUUCCCACAUCUGUUUCAUUUUUCUGUCAAUCCAUUCUUCUGUUCGACCCUGUUGUCUGUACUUUUUCCUCUUGAGUUUCAUCCCGUCGUGCUUGAUGUUGUUCACGCGAUUCCAGAUGCGUUGUAAACCAACAUUUUGCCGCUCCUCCGCAUCCACGUCGGUGUUUGGCGGCUUCCUGCGACGACGUUUGACAGCGAGACCUUCGCCUUUCUGUUCAGGAAGUCGUUCCUAAUUGUCGUCACUGUUGUCGUCACUCUCGUAUCUGAGACGUUUUCUUUUGCAUUUCAAGUCGUCGUUUGCUGGACACCACGAUCUGAUAUGUCGCUGUAGAUCGUGCAUAUUGUCUAUCAAUACGCCGCAGUCAGUACACGCAGUGGCCAUGGUAAAAGGUCCUGUGUUGUCACUCGAGAUGGAUGCUGUUUCAACGUCAUCGUCGUCAAAGCUAAGAGACCUUUCUUUGGAAGUCGAAGUGUGAUCAGCACGAAUGUCAGGGCCUGUCUGAACGUCUAAUGCUAGAGAGACAUCUUUUACCCCUUGUUGUUGUUGUUGUUGUUGGGAAGCACUGUGAUCAGGUUGAUUUUCAUUGGUUGUCAAGACGUUGACAUGUAAUCUAUUCUUCUAACUUGUACCGGGUUUGAGAUCCACUGUGAGGUGUCCGUAAGGGGUUUCAACAGCCCUUUCAUAAAGAGUCAUAAAUUUACCAAUGUCUUCAGGAAAUAUUCUUCUGGCGAAUAACUUCACCUGCUGUCUGUCCACUGGCGAAUUGAAAAGUGUGACAUAAUGAGAAUUUAGAGCAAUGUCCCUAGAUUCCUUACCUCUCGGGAAGAGGUUUUGCAAUAGCAAAAAGAUAAUGACAUUUUUGUGGUGGGAGGUUUGGGUAAACAGACGGGAAAUCCGAUUGUCAUUCUUUGCUUCAGACAAAAAGUCAUUCAACACCAUCAUGUUCUGGUUACGGGCAUCGAAGAAGUUUUCAUCUUUGAGAUCGUAAGGUAUUCCUUUAACAAACCGUACUUGAAGAGGUUGCCACACAGUAUAACACCAGACAAUACAGUCGGGCAGGGGUUGAACGAAUCCAUGACGUAAUAGGUUGAAGACAAACACCGACUUUCUGCAUCCACUGGGUCCAACAACGAUGCUAUUGGAGGGUAUAAGGAACUUUGUAUCGUCCGUGACGCUGGUGCUCCCGAGAUGAAAGCAAACGAGGAGAUAUUUCCUGAUGAUGAUGAGGAGGGUGUUUAUCCGGAGGAGGAGGAGGAGGAGGAAGAGUAAGGUGUUUAUCCAGAGGAGGGAGAAGAGAAGGCGAGUCUUGAGUUGAACUAUGCACCUGCUUCUGAUGUCUCUUUAGAUUAUCUUUUCGCGUAAAACUCUUGCCACAGUGUGGACAGGUGGUAACCUCCAUAGUGAUCAAAUACAAGUGCCCGAUGAGAGGGUCUGAACCAUUCUUUAUACCCUUCACCCAUGCGAUGCUUCAAGGCAGGUCGGAUUCGUUUCACAACAGCCUUUACAUUCGACACGAGUUGUAUUUUCAGUAUAGUCAUUUUCCCCUUCUUGGUUGUCAUCUUUUUCUUCUUAGAUGCAACCAGUCUCUUCGGUGACCCCUUUGAUGCCAUUGAUUUUCUCCGACAUGUUUUUCUCGACUUGGUCUUGCCACGCUUUGUGAAAGCGACCGUAGGUCCAAUUAUAUCCUCUGAAACUCUCUUCAUGUUGAAAACGGACGUCUUAUCUGUCAGCAAAGUGAGAGUGAAAAUGUCAGUCACUCAACACUACCGUUGAGUUUUAUAACACAUAUUGACAUAGAUCAUACACUUAUUCCCGGGCUGAUAAUCUCAGCAGAUGCAGCCCCGAAUGCGCAUGGAGAAAAGGUUAAAAAAAAGGCGCCAAAAUGCUGUCGCCAAAAUGCUGUCGCAAUAGCAUUCCAUUUCUCGCGCGAUGUCAAGUUUUCUUAUAAGGAUAUUCAUUACUAUCCAUUGUUCUUUGUUAAGGAAUGCUCGAGUAAUUAGUUGCAUGGUAACAUCUAGUCAGUUGACCCUGUAUUCAUCCAAUUAACCUGAUACAUCACUUAUACAUUUACAUAUUAAUGAGUUAUCUUGCCUAUUAAUGAGGGAUUGGUGACCUUAGUUUCCAUAUAAGGAUAUUCAUUACUAUCCAUUGUUCUUUGUUAAGGAAUGCUCGAGUAAUUAGUUGCAUGGUUACAUCUGGUCAGUUGACCCUGUAUUCAUCCAAUUAACCUGAUACAUCACUUAUACAUUAACAUAUUAAUCAGUUAUCUUGCAUAUUAAUGAGGGAUUGGUGACCUUAGUUUCCAUAUAAGGAUAUUCAUUACUAUCCAUUGUUCUUUGUUAAGGAAUGCUCGAGUAAUUAGUUGCAUGGUUACAUCUGGUCAGUUGACCCUGUAUUCAUGCAAUUAACCUGAUACAUCACUUAUACAUUUACAUAUUAAUGAGUUAUCUUGCAUAUUAAUGAGGCAUUGAUGUUGACAACAUCCCUCCCCCACCACACGUUUCAAAUACGCCCUCGUUGAUUUAAGUAUUUCCUUUCAAAACAAUCUCGUGUUUACACAAGUGUUUUUCCUUUCAGCUGUCCGGAAACGCUUUGUUGAUACAACUGUUAUACGAGGUUAUUGGUCAAGGUUAUACGAGGUCAUUGAUCGCAUGACAACAACACCAACCCCCCACC